GGGGGCAGGCAGGGGCCCCAUGUGAAGCCUGGCCUCCCCCCUCCAGGCCUCUUCUUCACCCUGCUCCUAAUUUACCUGCUCUUCACCUCCUUCUGGUCGCUGAGCGUGCUCUACUUCGCCUGGUGGAUGGUGGACUUGGAGACCCCGAUGCACGGAGGACGUCGCAACCAGUGGAUGAGGCGCUGGAAGGUCUGGGAGCUGCACAGGGACUAUUUCCCCAUCCAGCUGGUGAAGACGGCCGAACUGCCCCCCACCCGGAACUACGUGCUGGGCUCCCACCCCCACGGCAUCAUCUGCGCAGGAGCCUUUUCCGCCUUCUGCACGGAGGCCUGUGGCUUCUCCCGGGCCUUUCCCGGCCUGACCUCCAGACUGGGCCUCCUGGCCGGUCUCUUCUACCUGCCCGUCUAUCGCGAGUACAUGAUGAGCUCAGGGAUGGUGCCAGUCAGCAAAAGGUCCCUGGACUUCCUGCUCCAAGCGGGGCCUGGACAGGCGGUGGUCAUUGUGGUGGGCGGGGCCACGGAGUCCCUGGACUGCAAUCCAGGCGAGCAACGGGUGCAUCUCUCCAGCCGGCGAGGCUUCGUGCGGCUGGCGCUGCAGCACGGGGCUGACCUCGUCCCCGUCUUCUCCUUUGGGGAGAACGAGAUUUUCCGGCAGGUGCAGUUCCCCAGGGGCAGCCGCCUCCACCGUCUCCAGCUUCGCUUCAAGCAGAUGACCGGCUUCGCUCCCUGCCUUUUCGUGGGGCGCAGCCUCUUUUUCAGCCGCUGCUGGGGGCUCCUGCCCCAGCCCUCCCCCAUCACGGUUGUAGUGGGGAAACCGAUCCACGUCCCUUUGCGCCCACACCCCAAACCGGAGGAGGUGGACCACUACCACGGCCUCUACGUCCAGGCACUGCAGCAACUCUUUGAGGAGCACAAGGGCAGCUGUGGCCUCCCCCCCUCGCAGCAGCUCUUCAUCACCUAGGGACCCCUCCCCGCCCAGGGAGCCAGGCGCCUGUCUCUGCUGCAGGCUCAGGCGGGGGCCCCCCCUUCUGCUCCCCCCGUCACAAUAAAGAGAGUUAUUA
This is a messenger RNA of Notechis scutatus (mainland tiger snake), 1060 nucleotides long. Lineage: Eukaryota; Metazoa; Chordata; Lepidosauria; Squamata; Elapidae. The record is from RefSeq and is a predicted model, not a curated record.